This is a messenger RNA of Grus americana (Whooping crane), 5041 nucleotides long. RefSeq names its product chromatin remodeling regulator CECR2. NCBI's taxonomy places the organism in Eukaryota, Metazoa, Chordata, Aves, Gruiformes, Gruidae. Gene Ontology annotation, cellular component: CERF complex. Gene Ontology annotation, biological process: chromatin remodeling. Bases 339 to 4784 code for a protein of 1481 amino acids. The transcript is spliced from 19 exons. Gene Ontology annotation, molecular function: protein binding. The record is from RefSeq and is a predicted model, not a curated record.
GGCGCGGCGGUUGCACUGCAGGGCGCGGGCGGCGGCGCGGGGAGGCGGAGGAGGAUGGGCCCGCGCAGCGGCGGCCGCCCGCGGCAGGGGCAGCAGCGGCAGCAGCAGCAGCGCCCCCGCCGGCCCUAGCGCCCCCGCGCCGGCGCCGAGCCGCCCCAUGCGCGGGCGGCAGCGAGGGGGCAGCGCGGGGCCGCCGGGGGGCGGCCGCUGAGCGGCGUGGCGCCGGGGGGCGGGCGGAGCCGGAGCGCCGAGCGGCGGCGGCACGCAGCCGCCCGCGGAGUGAGGGAGCGAGCGAGCGGGCGGGCGGCAGCCAGGCAGGCAGCCGGCGGCCGCGGGAGAUGUGCCCGGAGGAGGACGGCGGCUGCGGCGGCGGCGGCGGCGUGGCCGGCACCGGCGGUCCCGAGGCUGCGGUGGCGCUGGACGAGCUCCGCUCCUGGUGGGAAGUCCCGGCCAUCGCGCACUUCUGCUCCCUCUUCCGUACCGCCUUCCGCCUGCCCGACUUCGAGAUCGAGGAACUGGAAGCUGCUCUUCACAGGGAUGAUGUGGAGUUUAUCAGCGACCUGAUCGCCUGCCUUCUUCAAGGUUGCUAUCAGCGCAGAGACAUCACAUCCCAGACGUUUCACAGCUACCUGGAGGACAUCAUCAACUACCGCUGGGAGCUGGAGGAAGGGAAACCCAACCCGCUGCGGGAGUCCACCUUCCAGGAGCUGCCCCUGCGCACACGGGUGGAGAUCCUGCACCGCCUCUGUGACUACCGCCUCGAUGCAGAUGACGUCUUCGACCUCCUCAAGGGUUUGGACGCCGACAGCCUCCGCGUGGAGCCGCUGGGCGAGGACAGCAGUGGUGCCCUGUACUGGUACUUCUAUGGCACGCGGAUGUACAAGGAGGACCCGGUGCAGGGGAAAACCAACGGAGAGCUGGCUCCAGACAGGGGAUGUGGGGGGCAGACAAACACCCCAAGUGUUCCUGGGAAAACGGGCAAGAGACGAGGGCGACCCCCAAAGCGGAAAAAACUACUGGAAGAAAAUUUGCUGAGGGAGAAGGCAGAAGAAAACUUGCUAAUCCGCGAGACUCAGAUAAGAAAUGGGUCCCAAGGGCCUGGCCGUGGGACAUGGUGGCUGCUGUGUCAGACGGAAGAGGAGUGGAGGCAGGUCACAGAGAGCUUCAGAGAGAGGACUUCCCUUAGAGAGCGGCAGCUCUACAAACUCUUGAGUGAAGACUUCCUGCCGGAGAUCUGCAACAUGAUUGCACAGAAGGAGAAGCGUCUACAGCGGACAGAGUUUUCUCCCAGGUGGAUGUCUGACCAUCAGCCCAUCAAACCAAUCAAGCAGGAGGUAAACCCGAAUGUGCUGAGUUCGAUGGAGAAGCAGAGGCGCAGGGAGGAAGAGGAGGAGCGUCAAAUCCUUAUAGCAGUGCAGAAGCGGGAGCAGGAGCAGCUGCUAAAGGAGGAGAGGAAAAGAGAGAUGGAGGAGAAAGUCAAAGCAGUGGAAGAACGGGCUAGGAGGAGGAAGCUUCGUGAAGAGCGGGCCUGGCUGCUGGCGCAGGGGAAGGAGCUCCCCCCUGAGCUUUCCCACUUGGAUCCCAGUUCCCCUACCAGGGAAGAGCGAAGGACCAAGGAUCUCUUUGAACUGGACGAUGAGUUCACGGCCAUGUACAAAGUUCUAGAUGUGGUAAAGGCUCACAAGGACUCUUGGCCCUUCUUGGAGCCUGUUGAUGAAUCGUAUGCUCCCAACUACUACCAGAUCAUUAAGGCCCCCAUGGACAUCUCUAGCAUGGAGAAGAAGUUGAAUGGAGGUCAGUACUGCACCAAGGAAGAAUUUGUGGGCGAUAUGAAGACCAUGUUCAGGAACUGUCUUAAGUACAAUGGUGAAGGCAGUGAAUAUACCAAGAUGGCUUACAACUUAGAGAGGUGUUUCCACCGAGCAAUGAUGAAGCACUUCCCUGGGGAAGAUGGAGACACAGAUGAGGAGUUUUGGAUCAGAGAAGACGGGAGAAGAGAGAAGAGGAGCCGGCGGACUGGCCGCUCCAGCACAGGCAGUGUUUGGACUCGGUCGCGAGACCCAGAUGGACCAGGCAAGAGGCAGCAACGCCUGGAAAAUGGAGGAAAACCUCCACCAUAUCGAGCUACUUCCAGGGCUCCUGCUUCUUCCUCUUCUUCCUCUUCCUCCUCCUUCUCCUCGUCCUCUGCAGAGGAUCCAAGUGGCAACCCAAUGCAACCUCCUCGAGAAGUUGGCCCUUCCAACGGACGAGGUUUCCCUCGCUCUCUGCAGUACGGCGGCAUGCCCAGCCCUGUGCCACAUCCUGGCCAGAUGAGACCAGCCGUGCCAGGUACAUUUGGCCCUCUGCGUGGAUCGGAUCCCACGAAACUGUACGGCUCGCCACGAGUGCCUGAACCACAUCCCGGAGACCCAGUCCAGCAGCACCAGCACUUUGCCAUGCAGCCGGCCGUGGGACUGAGCGAGCACCGUGGGCACAGGCUUGCUGCCCCGGAAAAGCAGGCCUGCGGUGGACCGACCCACGUCACCGGCCUCGGCCCCCGGCCAGGUGCCUUGCAGCUGGGGCGCGUGAGCGGCCCCCCGCCUGACGCUGUCUACCCACCGGCCCAAUUCCAGCAGGGCUUCCUCCCCCCGAGGCACAACGGGCCCCCCAUGAGGCCGCCGGAAGGCUCAGAGGUGCCCCCCGGGCACAUGUACCGGCCCUACAAGUACCUGAACCGCACGCACCCGGCCCUGUGGAACGGCAGCCACGGCCCUGCCGGCCAGGGCGCCAUGGGGCCGGAGGAGAAGGCACCCAUGGGGCCAGGGCCCUCGCUCCAGCCCCGCGCCCUGGGUCAUAUGAUGGACCCCCGGGCCAUGAGGCCGCCGCUGCCUCCCAGCCAGUGGACCGAGCAAUCAAAUUUCCUACCUCACGGGGUGCCUCCCUCAGGCUAUAUCAGACCGCCUGGGAAAACCGCUGGCCAGAGGAUGCCACAGCCACCGGCCGCUCUGUUUGGGGGACCCUCUCAGGUUCAAAGAGGGUGCCAGGGUGGGGACUCCAUGAUGGACAGCCCGGAGAUGAUUGCCAUGCAGCAGCUGUCCUCCCGCGUGUGCCCGCCGGGUGUGCCUUACCACCCUCGCCAGCCACCCCCCCCGCACCUCCCCGGACCCUUUCCCCAGCUGGCUCACGCCGCCUCCGCCGCUGGCGUGCAGCCUCCGAAACCCGUCGUGGGGAACGGGAGCUCACAGGAUCCCACCGGUCAGACCAUGGAGCCGGAGAGCAACCAAGUGGAGCCACCGGCAGGCAUGGACGAGAAGGCUCAGUGCAUCGGCAUUCCCGACGGGGCCUACGCCAAACUCCUACCUCAUCCCAAGCCCCCACUGCCCAUGGAGUGCACCAGGCACGCCUUGCCCCCAGAUGGCGAGGGGGACGGCUCUGGUGUGAAGGGUGACCUGAAGGCAGGGCAGGGCAAGGGCACGUGGCCAGCGGAGAGCGGCUACGCCAGCAGCCCGGGCUGCGUGAGGGACCUGGUGCCCACCUCCGAGAGAGGGGGUCCCCUGCCUGAGAACGGGGCAGCAGGCGAGGGGCCAGCGGGCAGCGCCGAGGGGAAAGGGCUAGCCGCCAACCUGCUGGAGAAGCCCCUUUGUGGCGGGGGGAAGGCUCUGCCCGAAGCGGCCGUGCCUUGCAUGGGGCAGGGCACCGGCCUCCCUGGCAUGGAUGCCAGCUCCAUGGGGGCCACCCCCAACCAGUUCCACCCUCUCUACAUGCCCAGUCUGGAAUACCCGAAUUCGGCCGGGCGGUACCACAUCAACCCGGGCCUGCAAGGGUUCGGCCCCGUGAUGGGAGGGAAGCCUCCUCCUCCCACCUCGCACCCCCAGCAUUUUCCCCCACGGGGCUUCCAGCCGAGCAGUGCCCACCCCGGCGUCUUCCCCCGGUAUCGCCCCCCCCAGGGCAUGCCCUACCCCUACCAGCCACAGCCUCAGCCUUCCUACCACCACUACCAGCGACCGCCCUACUAUGCCUGUCCGCAGGGCUACUCGGACUGGCAGAGGCCUCUCCACCCCCAGGCCGGCCCCAGCGGGCACCCCACUGCCCACCCGCCCCUGGCCAGACCCCCUUUCCCAGACCGGGGGUCCGCCAGCAGCUUGCAGGGCUGUGAGGCACUGAGUGCCGCCCUGGCCUCUCCCAACCGCAUGGACGUAGCGAGUGCCAAAGAGGUUUCUCCGAGCGACGGGCAGGAUCUGGGGCCUGAAGAUGAGAAGUCCGAGGAGUCCCAGGAAAGGCCGGAGAGUCCCAAAGAGUUCCUUGAUUUGGACAACCACAAUGCGGCCACGAAGAGGCAAAGCUCGGUGGCAGCCGGGGAAUUCCUCUACGGAGCCCCCCCACCGCACCUAGGUUCAGGGAUGGGAUUCGGCCCGUCAGCUUUCCCUCCGCACGGGGUAAUGCUACAGACUGGGUCUCCUUAUGCAUCCCGGCAUCCCGCCAGUCAUUUCCAGCCCAGGACGUAUGGAUCACCCAUGAAUGCUCACCUGUCUCAUCAUCCAGCCUCUGGCCAGGCUAACGGCCUCUCUCAGGAGGGACCCCUGUACCGCUGCCGGGAGGAGAACGUAGGUCACUUUCAGGCCUUGCUGAUGGAGCAGAGAGGCAGUGGAGGUGGCAUGGGGGGAACACCCCAGGACUUGUAUAGACCCUCGGGAAUGCAAAUGCAUCAGGCUCAAGUUCCCUUCCCGAAGAUGCCUACAGCAACCAUGUCCCGGGAAGAUUUGACGUCACAAAAACCAUCAGCGUUGCCUCUGGAUCAAAGCUAGUCCGAGGAAGGAAGGACCUCAUGAAGAUGAAAGCCACACGUGAUUUGGACAAGGGGGAGGAGGGGCAGGCCUUCCUCCCACCCUCCCCUCACCCAAGCAGCAUGUAGCUUCCUGGGUCCGUGGAACAUGGUGCCGCAACGGCUUUUGUGUUGGAAACCUGGAGCGGUGCUGGGCCCCAGCCAGCUGAGCAGCUGGCUCACCGCCGCAGGGCAAGCAUCGCAAACUAGUGGCUUUCCAUGACCGGAGACUGCGUCUCG